GGGCGUGUGACUGGCGGCGUGAAAUCAUUCCGACACACGCACCGGCGCAACGGAGGAGGAUGUAUACCCGGACAAGCGACAUAAAAGGCAAAGCUAGCUGCUGUUUCUGAACUGAAAUCGUUUUUAUGCAAUUGGAAAGGAUUAAUUCUUAAACAAGUGUGUCUGUUCAGUUGGAGAUUCGUGUGGUUUCCCUGACGAUGAGGAUUGUGAGUCCUGCUAAUGAACAGAACUGAGGUCUGACAGACUAUAAACGCGCAACACAAUGGAGUCCUUCACAUCAAAACUGCCGGGUCAGGCUCACAAGAUGCCAUGGAGCCGAACAUUGUUAUCCUUGCUCAUAGUCGGAUGUUUGGUAGCAGUCAUUUCCACAGACGAAGACUAUUACAAGCUUUUAGGAGUGUCCAAAGAAUCCACCACAAGAGAGAUCAGACAGGCGUUUAAAAAGCUGGCCUUGACGAUGCAUCCCGACAAAAAUCCGAAUGACCAGAGCGCCCAUGACAAGUUCCUGAAGAUAAACCGGGCUUACGAGGUUCUGAAGGAUGAGGACCUGCGGAAGAAGUACGACAAGUAUGGGGAGAAGGGUCUGGAUGAGCAGCAGGGCGGCCGCUACGAGAGCUGGAACUACUACAGAUACGACUUCGGUAUCUAUGAUGAUGACCAGGAGAUCAUCACGUUAGACAGAGGAGACUUUGAUGCGGCAGUGGGCUCUGGAGAGCUGUGGUUUGUGAACUUCUACUUCCCCCGGUGCUCGCACUGCCACGAGCUGGCCCCCACGUGGAGGGAGUUUGCUAAAGAGAUGGACGGAGUGAUGAGGAUCGGGGCUGUGAACUGCGGAGACAACGGCAGGCUCUGCCGCAGCAAAGGCAUCAACAGCUACCCCAGCCUGUACAUAUAUAAAGCUGGAAUGAAUGCUGAAAAGUACUAUGGAGACCGAUCAAAGGAGAGCUUGGUGAAGUUUGCAAUGCAGUUUGUGACGAGCAAAGUCACAGAGCUAUGGCAAGGCAAUGCCUUCAAUGAGAUUGAACAAGCUUUUGCGUCCAGGGUUGGGUGGCUCAUCGCUUUCUGUGCAGAAACUGGAGACUGUUUGACACCACUGACGAGGCAGAAAUUAGCAGGAAUGUUGGACGGGCUGGUGAAUGUGGGAUGGAUGGACUGCUCCAUGCAGACGGACCUGUGUGAAGGGUUUGAGGUGACCUCCACCACCACAGCCUACUUCCCCCCUGGGAGCACCCUGCAGGAGAGGGACAGCGUGCUGUUCAUCCAGAGUCUGGACGCCAGAGAAAUCUACAAUCAAGUGCUGCAGCGUCUACCAGAGUUGGAGACGCUGACAUCAGAAACCUUUGAGGCUAAGCUGGCCCACCAUCGUUGGCUGGUGACCUUCACUUUCGGACAGAAGGACUUGGAAUCACCCGAGUACAAGAAGCUGAAGGCACUUCUAAAAGAACAUCAUAUCCAGGUGGGGAAAGUUGACUGUAAGACAGAAUUGGAGCUGUGCAGGUCCCUCUACAUCCAGAAGCCCUGCAUCGCAGUCUUUAAAGGCCUGGGUGUGAAUGAUUUUGAGAUCCACCACGGGAAGGACGCCCUGUACAACAUCGUGGCCUUCGCCAAGGAGAGCGUCAGUGCCCAUGUGACCACGCUGAGGCCCGAGAACUUCCCCAGUCACGAGAAGGAGCCCUGGCUGGUCGACUUCUUCGCCCCCUGGUGCCCCCCCUGUCGCGCCCUCCUCCCUGAGCUGAGGAAGGCCUCUGUGCAGCUGUUUGGCCAGCUCAAGUUUGGGACGCUGGACUGCACCAUACACGAGGGGCUCUGCAGCACGUACAACAUUCACGCAUAUCCCACCACGGUGAUCUUCAACAAGUCCAGCAUUCAUGAAUAUGAGGGUCACCACUCGGCUGACGGCAUUCUGGAGUUCAUCCAGGACCUGGUGAACCCCUCGGUGAUAUCUCUGACCCCGGAAUCCUUCCAGUCCCUGGUAAUGCGGAGGAAGUCCAGUGAGACGUGGAUGGUGGACUUCUACGCACCCUGGUGUGGGCCCUGCCAGGCGCUACUGCCCGAGUGGAGGAGGAUGGCUCGGCUGUUGAGUGGGCAAAUCAACGUGGGCACGGUGGACUGUCAGAAACACCACUCCUUCUGCCAGGGAGAGGGUGUCCGGGCGUACCCCGAGAUCCGCCUGUUCCCCCAGAGCUCCACCCAUCACAGCCAGUACCAGAGCUAUAAUGGCUGGAACCGAGAUGCCCACUCUCUGAAGACCUGGGGCCUGGGGUCUCUCCCCAGGGCAUCUGUGGACCUGUCCCCGGAGGACUUCAGGCUGAAGGUUCUGGGUGGGACGGAGCACUGGGUGCUGGACUUCUACGCCCCCUGGUGUGGGCCCUGCCAGCACUUUGCCCCCGAGUUUGAGCUUUUGGCUCGGAUGCUGAAAGGCAGUGUACGAGCUGGAAAGGUGGACUGCCAGGCCUACAGUCAGACCUGCAUGAAUGCAGGCAUCCGGGCCUACCCCACUGUGCGCUUCUACCCUUAUGUGGGCACAAACAGGCGAGAGCAGGGCGGAGAGUACAUUAACAGCCGCGAUGCGAACGUCAUCGCCGAUGUGGUGCAGCAGCGGCUCCAGCAGAUAUCUCCACGGUUACACGGCGAGUCCUCCAAACUCAACGAUGAGCUGUAGACUGGAGUGGAGCAGAGAAUCACUCGCUGAAAGCCGCAACACUGACUCGCUUAACGAAAGACUCUUCGCCAGAGAUGUGCUGCAGACGUUUACUGCAGAGCCAGAAUGGAGACUGAUGUACUGUGGACGUUUAUUGCAGAGCCAGAAUGGAGAUUCAUGUUGUGUGGAUGUUUACUAUAGAGCCGGAAUGGAGACCUGUUAUUUCCUGGGAGAAGUUCUGCAGCUGAGCUUACUGUAGGCUGUUCACUGCUCAGUGAGUGAACUGCUCUUUAUCAAAAGAACUGUACUCUGAAUGUAUGCGGGAGAAUCACUAAAGACUCUCAGGCUCGUCGUUGGUGUAUUCAUAAGGUAUUGGAAAGUACCUGUUAACCUUUCUGAUGCAUUGAAUCUGUGGAAAGUUUGGCAGCAUUUGGACCCAGAACACAGGCCACACUGUAAGGGAGGAACAGCAUGGGGGCCCCUGCAGUCUGUCCCUCUCUCUCCCUCUCUCCCCCUAUCCCUCUCUCCCCCCUCUCCCUUUCCCUCUCUCAUUGUCUCUUACCUCCCAGGUCAUUUACUUUCACCGGUUUUUCCGUACUGUAGGUUACAUAUCUAUCAGGUAUUGUCCAUCUGUAUUCAGGCAUCAUUCCUCUUGUGGGUAGAAGGUCUGAUGUGAUGUUCACUUUCUCCACCCUCCUUGAAAUGUCCCAUUCCUUAUGGUUCUACCUGCACUCAAGAGGGUGGUGUGUGUUACAACAUGCAAGGCAGCAAGCUUUGCUCCAUUUCAUUUUUCCAGUAUAAUCCCUUAUCCUUCAGACCCGAUUGUAAAGCGGACUGCAGUAUUUCAACGAUUGGUAGUUCUGAAUCUUUUCCAAGUGACCUUUAUGUAAUGUUAUGUUUUUUAUUUCAAACACUCAAAAACGAUGGUUUAGAUUCUGGUGAUAAGGACCCCCCUCCAGCCCUCAUAUUCUUCUGUAAAAUAAUAAAGUUGUGUUCUGUUUUUACACAAUUUUA
This is a messenger RNA of Conger conger (European conger), 3655 nucleotides long. It is a transcript of the gene dnajc10, whose product is annotated as DnaJ (Hsp40) homolog, subfamily C, member 10. Bases 263 to 2662 code for a protein of 799 amino acids. The record is from RefSeq and is a predicted model, not a curated record. Lineage: Eukaryota; Metazoa; Chordata; Actinopteri; Anguilliformes; Congridae. The transcript has 23 exons.